AUGCCAGACAUCAGUGCGCCACCUAUGCCACGGCCGAAGCUGAAGCUCAGCGUAGGUUCGCGGCAGGCAUCGUUCAGCGAGCAGAACGGCGCGACACCGCCAGCUUCUACUCCUUCCUCCACGAUGAAAAUCAAAAUCAAAUCAUCACAACCGCCGACACCAGCUGGAUCGGCAGCGCAGACACCGGUGAAGACGAAAGCCGGGCGCCAACCGAAGCCCACAAGCAAGCUCAUCGAGUCGAAGAAGCGUGAACAGGACGAAGAUGAUGACGGCGCAAACCAGCCGUCUUCGAAGAAGAUCAAGCUCCUCAAGACGCCGACAGUAUCAACGCCGAGAUCGGGUCAUAUUGUUGUCAAAUCGAAAGGCAAACCUCCCGUUCACCCGCCUGGCGAUGGCUAUGACUCGGAAGCCAGCGACCAGGAGAAGGACCCUACGAUUGAGGAGCAGUUCAUCCUGCGCAUGAUACCGGGAGAGCAUUGCGAAUAUGUUAGGAAGUGCGUCGAAGAAGGCAAGGUCGGCAUUCCUAGAAAGGAUGGCGGCGCGGAUAUCAUGAUGAAGUUCUUCGACGACGAAAGCCGGCGUGCGGUUGUCGUCGUCAAAGGCCAACCCUACGCAGCGGUCAUGGUGGAGCUACCGACGAUCACGGAGGGAAUGAAGUCCUGGGACCGGAAGACACUCAUGAAAUCAGCCGACAUCUGCCAUAUGCUUCUGGUCUUCCAGCCGGUAAAGAGUGACGAAGAGGCAAAGAAGGCACCGUUACCCGCGAUGAUUCAGCCAGGGUUCAAGUGGCCUCAUGGUCUGACACCACCGAUGCACGACGCAACGAACCAAAGAUUCGCAAAAAUUAUCAGUCGCUCUGAGAUCGAAUUGAAAGAGAACGAGGUUAAGAAACUCUUGCAGGCCGACGCGGCUGCAAUGUCCUCCAAAUACGAAUUUAUCGACGACAGGAAGAUGCAGUCUGGCGACGAGUACUCCGAUGACGAGCAGGACGCCGAUGGCGAGGCUGAUGACAGCGGCUACUUCCCGUCUGAGGGCUAUGCCAACGGCGAACUAUUUGAUGACGAUGAUCAUGAUUUGGAGGCCGAGCUCGAGGCUGCUUUCGAAGAGGAGAUGAAUCAAGCCACGACAGAGGUUGGCACACCAGCAACACAAGUCGAGGGAGCCACGCCGAUGACUAUGAAUACCGGUACACCGGCAGCUAAUGCCCGUGAUGGGGAUGAGUCAGUCGCCAGUGAGGAGGAUGAAGACGACGACGACGAUGACGAUGAUGACGACGACGAGGACGAAGACAAGCCGCCCCAGGACGAGAUCAAGGCCGUCAGGGAAGAUAUUGUCAACCUCAAGGCAGAAAUCGCAAAGAAGGAGCAAGAGAAGGCUCUCCAACAAAACAAGAUUUUGCGGAAGCGUGUCGAAGACCGGUUAAAGCAGCUGAGAGCGGAAUUGGCACUCAAGCAAACCUCUAUCAACGAAGAAGAGGAGGACGACGACUAG
Colletotrichum orchidophilum is the source of this 1491-nucleotide messenger RNA. RefSeq lists its product as uncharacterized. The transcript has a single exon. Gene Ontology annotation, cellular component: transcription factor TFIID complex. Bases 1 to 1491 code for a protein of 496 amino acids. NCBI's taxonomy places the organism in Eukaryota, Fungi, Ascomycota, Sordariomycetes, Glomerellales, Glomerellaceae. Gene Ontology annotation, molecular function: RNA polymerase II general transcription initiation factor activity. Gene Ontology annotation, biological process: RNA polymerase II preinitiation complex assembly; transcription initiation at RNA polymerase II promoter. The record is from RefSeq and is a predicted model, not a curated record.